CCUACAAAAACAAGUUGACCAAGAAGAGGUUUUAAUCAUCCAUUAAUUGAUUUCAAUAUUUAAGGAUGUCCCAUGCAGCUUGCUUCAGUCAUGAUGCCAAAUCUGACUUGCAAAGAAAUCUUGCAGAUUUCCACCCUUGCGUUUGGGGAGAUUAUUUCAUUCAAUAUGAUUCAGAAUCUGUGGAGCUUGAUCAGAAUAUCUCAGCACAAAUUGAUGCACUAAAAAAGGAAGUGAGAAACAUGUUUAAUAUCUCAAAAACUGAAAAGCCCUCAGAAAAAAUUAACUUAAUUGAUUCGAUAUGUCGUUUGGGUGUGAGCUAUCAUUACGAAAAUGAGAUUGAUGAAGUUAUGCAAUACAUUCACAAGAGCUAUGUUGAAAAUGGAGAAAUAACUCUUCAAGACAACCUUUGCACUCUUUCUGUUCUAUUCAGGCUGUUGAGGCAACAAGGAUUUCAUGUGUCACCCAAUGUGUUCAACCAAUUCAAGGAUGAACAAGGAAACUUUAGUGAAAGACUUAUCACAGAUGUUGAGGGGAUGUUAAGCUUGUAUGAAGCCUCACAUAUGAUGGUUCAUGGAGAGGAGAUCUUGGAAAAGGCAUUGGCUUUUACUUCAACUCACCUCGAGUCCAUUGUUACCCAAUUGAGUCCUUUUCUUGCAGCACAAGUCAAACAUAGCUUAAAGCAGGCUCUCCAUAGGAACUUCCAUAGGCUAGAGGCACGAAGGUACAUUUCAAUCUAUGAGAAAGAUCCUUCACACAAUGAAACUCUACUCACUUUGGCAAAAUUGGAUUUCAAUAUUCUCCAAUGUCUUCAUCGAAAGGAAUUCGGAAAAAUUUGCAAAUGGUGGAAGGAAAUCGAUAUCCCUAAAAACCUACCAUAUGUACGAGAUAGGAUUGUGGAAAUGUGUUUUUGGGUCUUGGCUGUAUAUUUUGAGCCCCAAUAUUCUCAAGCAAGGAUAAAAUUGACAAAAUUAGGUGCCUUAUUAUCGAUCAUUGAUGAUACAUAUGAUGCAUACGGAAGCAUUGAUGAACUCGAACUUUUUACCAAGGCAAUUGAAAGGUGGGAUAUUAGCAGCAUGGACGGUCUUCCUAACUACAUGAAAUUAAUUUAUAUAUCAGUCUUGAAGGUUUUGGAAGAAGUAGAAGAAGAUAUGACCAAAGAAGGAAGGCUAUACACCCUUAAAUACUAUAUAAAAGAAUUCCAAAUGGUUGUCCAAGCUUAUGUAACUGAAGCUAGAUGGUUCAACAAUAACUAUGUACCAACGGUAGAAGAAUACUUGCAAAUAUCAAAAAUAACAUGUUGUCAUUCAUUACUCACAACAAGUUCUUACAUUGGCAUGGGUGAGACAGCUACAGAGAACAUUUUCAAGUGGGUAUCUAAUUGGCCAAAAAUUGUUGAUGCAAUUUCUACUAUUUGUAGACUAAUGGAUGAAAUUGUGACCAGUGAGUUUGAACGUAAAAGAGGACAUGUUUGCUCAUUGCUGGAUUGCUAUAUGAAGCAAUAUGGUAUGUCAAGGGAAGCUGCUAUUCAAGAAUGCAAAAAGGAAAUUGCAAUUGCUUGGAAAGUUGUAAAUUCGGAAUGUCUUAGGCCAACCAAAGUUCCAAUGCCGUUUCUAACCCGCGCUCUCAACCUUGCGCGUUUUAUGGAUGUAGUUUACAAAGAUGAAGAUAACUACACACGUUCUGAAGGACUAAUGAAGUCAUAUAUCAAAGCUGUUCUUGUUGAUCCAGUUCCAAUUUGAUCAUUAAUUUUUAUGUUUUGUGCUUUAUGUUUCAAGUUUGAAUUAGAAAAAUGCAUGUGUGCUUUAUGUGCUGCUUGGUUCACAAUAUUUGAACAAUUUAUGCUAUUUUGAUGUAAUAUCUAGGCUUAAUUAUGCACUUUGGUCAAGUCUGUUGCAAACAGAAAGAUAUCUUAUUUUGAUGUAAUAUACGAACAAGUUAUGUGUAAUUUGAAACAGUUAUGCACUA
Medicago truncatula (barrel medic) is the source of this 1965-nucleotide messenger RNA. Its product is annotated as probable terpene synthase 2. Lineage: Eukaryota; Viridiplantae; Streptophyta; Magnoliopsida; Fabales; Fabaceae. Gene Ontology annotation, molecular function: magnesium ion binding; terpene synthase activity. The transcript is spliced from 7 exons. Bases 66 to 1739 code for a protein of 557 amino acids. The record is from RefSeq and is a predicted model, not a curated record. Gene Ontology annotation, biological process: diterpenoid biosynthetic process.